AUGCUUCCCUCAGACUUGGGGGUUCACCUACCGAAUCUCAAGUACCUGCGCCUUGGCAUCAACCACUUUACAGGAAGCCUUCCGGCCUCUCUUGCCAAUGCAACAGAAAUAUAUUCUCUAGAUAUCUCCUUUAAUAAUUUCACCGGCAAGUGUGCCUCCCGAGAUUGGAAAGCUUUGCCGGACUUCCUCUCCUUCGACACAAAUCAGCUCACUGCGACAACUGCACAAGAAUGGAAGUUUGUAACGUUCCUGACAAACUGCACACGGCUUCGUAUAUUUGACGUCCAAGACAACAUGCUAGGUGCCAUGCUACCGAGCUCUGUUUCAAACCUAUCAGCACAACUCCAGGUUCUUUACGUUGGAUACAAUGAGAUUUCUGGAAAGAUACCAUCUGGCAUCAGCAAUCUUGUUGGGUUAACUCAGCUGCAGUUAUCCAACAACCGAUUUACUGGGCUCGUGCCUGGAAGCAUUGGAAUGCUAACCGCUGCAAGCAUUGGGGUUCAAGGUAACCAGUUGACAGGGUUAUUGCCUUCCUCCCUCGGGAACUUGACACGGCUACUAAAUCUUUACACAGAGAAUAACAUGUUUGAGGGCCCUAUUCCUACAAGCCUAGGAAGCCUCCAGGACAUAACUAUGGCUACAUUCAAUAACAAUAAGUUCACAGGUCCAUUGCCAACACAUGUCUUCAACUUAUCGUCCCUGUCAGUUCUUCUGAAUUUGGCAUACAAUAACUUCGUUGGCCCUCUUCCACCUGAAGUUGGAAGUCUGACAAAGCUUGCAAACUUGUACAUCGCCGGGAACAAUUUAGUUGGUUCACUACCAGAUGCUAUCAGCAAUUGCCAGAGCUUGAUAGACCUUCGGUUGGACACUAACUCCUUCAAUGGUAGCAUCCCAGCAUCUAUCAGCAAAAUGAAAGGUUUGGCAAUCUUAAAUUUGGAUAAUAACGCACUUUCAGGUGCGAUUCCACAAGAAUUGGGUCUCAUGGAUGGGUUGAAAGAAUUGUAUCUUUCACGCAACAACUUGUCUGGGAGUAUACCAGAAAACUUCGAAAACAUGACAUCGUUGGACAAACUAGACCUCUCCUUCAACCAUCUGGAUGGUAAAGUUCCAUUGCAUGGAGUGUUUAGUAAUGUGACUGGGUUUCUGUUUGAUGGCAAUCUUGCGCUCUGUGGUGGUAUCCCAGAAUUACACUGGCCUCCAUGCCUGCAAAAUUCCAAGGAGCACAGAAAAAGGAAACUUGUACCCAUCUUGAAACUAAUAGUACCAAUUGCUGGCAUCCUUUUUUGUUUCAGUUUGGUACUUAUUUCCAUCUCAUUAAAGAAGAAACAAAAAGCUCAGUCUAUAUCAUUGGCAGAGUUCUGUCUGAUGGAUGACAAAUAUCCCAGAGUUUCUUAUGAUGAAUUGCUCCAAGGAACAAAUGGAUUCAAUACUAACAAUCUGAUUGGCAAAGGAAGGAAUGGAUCAGUGUAUAAGUGCAGCUUGCCACUCAAAAAUACGAUUACUACAGUUGCUGUGAAGGUUUUUGAUCUUCAACAAUCUGGCUCUUCCAAAAGCUUCAUAUCUGAGUGUGAGGCACUUAAUAAGAUCCGUCAUCGUAACUUGAUCAGUGUCAUAACUUGCUGCUCCAGUUCUGACUCGACCCAAAAUGACUUCAAAGCACUUGUGUUUGAUUUUAUGCCAAAUGGAAGUUUACAUAGAUGGUUACAUCUAGAUGAGCAUACAUCACAGCGUCUGACAUUGGCACAAAGACUGAAUAUUGCUGUUGAUGUUGCUGAUGCCCUAGAGUAUUUGCACAACAGCUGUGAACCACCAAUAGUUCACUGUGACUUGAAGCCAAGCAAUAUUCUUCUUGAUCAGGAAUUGGUUGCUCAUGUUGGGGAUUUCGGCCUUGCAAAAGUUCUUCCUAAUCCAGCAAGUGAGCAACAGGUUGACUCAAAUGGCACUAUGGGUAUAAGAGGAACAAUUGGAUAUGUCGCUCCAGAAUAUGGAGAAGGUGGCCAAAUUUCUACAUGUGGUGAUGUAUAUAGCUUUGGAAUUGUCCUCCUCGAGUUGUUUACAGGCUUGACACCUACUGAAGACAUGUUCAGAGAUGGGUUAACCUUGCAAAAGCAUGCUGAGAAUGCAUUUCCAGGAAUGCUCUCUGAUGAAGAAGCUCAUGCAUGUACUUCACAGGGUGUAAAAAAUGCAAUGGGAGAUAUCAACAAGGUCAUGUUAUCUAUCACAAAACUUGCAUUAUCAUGUAGCAAACAUGCACCAAUAGAAAGAAUCAGCAUGAGGGAUGCAGCAGCUGAGAUGCACAAGAUAAGGGACAACAUCGUAUAA
Messenger RNA from Miscanthus lutarioriparius, 2322 nucleotides. Lineage: Eukaryota; Viridiplantae; Streptophyta; Magnoliopsida; Poales; Poaceae. The record is from the annotation of a GenBank genome assembly.